This is a messenger RNA of Cooperia oncophora, 1752 nucleotides long. NCBI's taxonomy places the organism in Eukaryota, Metazoa, Nematoda, Chromadorea, Rhabditida, Trichostrongylidae. The record is from the annotation of a GenBank genome assembly.
AUGCCAUUUUUGGACGAAGACUCGCAAAAUUCUGCCGUAAUUGCCCAUCUACCAUCGGAAUUCGACGUCGAGUCGUCGCAAUCUGUCUCCAGUCAACCCACAAAGCCCGCGGAUUCGACGUCUUGCGCUGUGCUGGGAGAUGAACGAAUUGAAGGGGAACGAAAAGACCCGCUCAUUCAAGUAGAACCGACACUGGUGUCUCCUAUCGCAGAAAUUAAAGAGGAGCAAGUUGCUGGAGCCAACUCUGCUAUUUUAAGGAGGAAACCAAAAUUGAAGCUGGAUUUCGAUCAGCCGAAGAGGGAGGGCCUGCUGCGUGGUUCAGAAUCCAAAUUGGCAUCGCAACAUGAGAAGUCCAGUCCAAUAGAAGAGGUGAAGGAGCUAUCAGACAUACAAGCUGGAAACAGCUCCGCAGAUGAGGUGUCGAGUAGUGAAGAAUCGACUGCACCUUCUAUUGAGAAUGUGAUGGACGAGAGCGUGGAGAUCAGGGAGUCGCUGGGCUCCCGUCGUUCAAGAAAAAAGGUGAGAACUCAGUCACUGAAAAAGGAAAAUAGAUAUCCAUUCCCCAUUUUAUUAUGGCGCCUCCAGUUGUUGCUAUAUUGGUUUGACAACUAUGAUUCUCCUUUAUUUACUAGGGUACACGACGCAAAUCUUAGGUCAGAAGGAAACGCAGGAAACCAAACAAGAGCCACUGCAAAAAGGGACAGAAAGCGCUUCUCCUCCCAACCAUCGAAAAGAGAGCCGGCCGCUCCUUGGCAAGGCGUCCAUCAGGGACUGCUUGAAGGUUGUGGUGAUUCACAGACAGUACCACCGCCCACUCAAGGAUCGAAUGUUCAGCGACCUGAAGAUUGUGUGGAAUCACAGGCGGUACCACCGUCCACCCAAGAAGCAUCUGCUCAGCUACCUGAAGAUUUUGCGGUGCAACCGCCUGCUCAAGAAGCGACUGUUCCGCAGAGUGAUGAAGCAUUGGUGUUGCGAGAGAUAGACGAGGUUCUAAAUGUGAAGGAGCUGGCCGACCCAAGUCUAGACGAAAGCUUAGAGGAAAAAGACGAAGAUGACGGUGUCAAGAAAACACCUGAGAAACAAAAUAUGGGAGCAGAGAAAAUAGCCUCCACACCUACGCCAGCAUUUGUUCAAAGAAUUGCUAGUACACCUGGUAUACUGAAAAAGGUUGACAGUCCCUCCACUGCUGAGAAAAAGCUUCGACGAGUUCAUUUUGGAGGUGAUACAGAAAAUAAGGAACGUGAUGCCAUCACUGAUGAUGCAGUCAAAGCGAUCGCGAGUGAUGAUCUGAUCCCUGUAUCUCCGAAGGGAAUCGUGAAACGAGCCACACCGAGACGACCAUUUUUCCAUCUCCAGACGACCGCUGAACAGGUAACAAAGGUUGCCGCAUUGCCCAACGAAAGCGUUGCUGCUUCUCCGGUAAAAAGCGAGGCAGAUGCCGCCACAUGUGCUGAUGACGAGCCUAUCUUCCCGCGUUUAGCUGACUGUCAGGAGUCGAUAGGAAGAAUAGUCGGGAGAUUGCUGCCCAUAUCUUCUACUAACGGUGCAAUAGCUGCACGUAAAUCAUUGGAAGCACAAGGCAUCGUCAGAAUAUGCGAUCUGGCGUCCAAAUCUCGACGUGAAGUUUCACUACUGAACAUUAAGAAGCCACGAAUCGAAACAGCAUUCCGAACACUCUCACAGUUCGCUCGUGACCACUUGAAGUCUGAAACCUCACCGGUAACUGGCCGAGUAGGUUUCCACGACCUUUGA